Molecule: messenger RNA, 1134 nt
Organism: Symbiodinium sp. CCMP2456
Lineage: Eukaryota; Dinophyceae; Suessiales; Symbiodiniaceae
Source: the annotation of a GenBank genome assembly
AUGACUUCGUUUGGGGACUACCACCUGAUCUGGUACGAUGUUCGUUCGGAGCGGGACGCCUUUCAGCCGGACCAGUUUAUCUUCGAAACCGUCGUAGAGACUGUGCCAAGUUUGUCUCGAGUUCGCAGUGCCAACGAUCUUUUUGAACUGUUUUCGGGAGGUGACAGGGAAGCGCCCACAAAGGUAGUGGUGGCGUUGAUGGCACUUUUGGGUGGAAAUUUGAUUGCUCGUGGUCAGUACACGGCAUUCUUCAGCUUCGUCGGGAUCUUUUUGACAGUUGGAGUUUUCCAGCAGCUCAAAGGACUUGCACAAGCGUCUGCAGUCCUACUUGUGUGCUAUUUUCUCAAGACCACCGUCUGGGAUGGAACCGUGUCCUUCGAGUGGCUUGUUACAGUGUUGAUCAUUAUGGUUCUGGCCGUCUUCCUGGUCAUGGUCAUUCGCAUCCUGUCGAGGCAGGAUCCUCGCAGCUAUGUCUUGUUGAAGGAGAAGUCUUCGCAGCAUGCACAGAUCCGCAACCAAUGCUGCAUGGAUGUGAAGGUCUUAAGCUUUGAGGCGCAUGACAAUGUGCGAUUUGUACCACGGGGCGGUCUGCUGCCCAAGGGCUCGGUUGUGCCAAGGGGUGGUCUGAUUCACCUAGGCCAUCAGGCUCCGUAUUCCGUGAAGAUUUUCUCGCCCUUUGAGACGGAGCUUGGGACCUGGACUGAUGUCCAGGGCCACUAUGUCCUGAGAGAAACCAUUCCACCCUGCAUCAUCAGCGAGAGCCGGAGCUCUUCUCCCAUUUUCCGGAACUCCACAGAAGCAGAGGUCGUCCUGUGCCUUUGCAAACGACACCACUGGACCAGUAGCUUGUGGCUCCCACUCUCUCAGGCCAUCGCACGCUUGCGUUGGUCCGGAAGACUCGUCAAGCCACAGGAAGAGGUAGAACUGGCGAUGGUGCCCUGCGUAGUCCGUGUAUACACCGGUUUGGUAAAUGUUUUCGGAGCGCAUGGUCUUGUUGGGGGCAUUCUUGAACAAGCGUGCUGCAUGCUUGAAACGGGUGAAGACGUGGAUUUUGUCGGGGGUGUCACCUGGUCGCGCCCUCUGGAUCGUGCGAGGAAUAGCAUGUCGUCCUUGCUGUCGCUGAAUCGUAAGUAG